ACGGCUCAUCCCCUCCGCCCUCUCCCACUAUUUCCUGCCGUCUGCUUUGAAUUGCCUGCUUCCCAUCCAAUUCAGUUCUACCAAACAACCCUCAAUUCCCAACCCCUUUUAAAACCCAACAACACCUCUCCCCAUCUUUCCAUCAAAACCCAAUAUCUCUCUCUCUCUCUCUCUCUCUCUCUCAAUUUUCUGCUUCCCAUCCAACCCAUUUCUACAAAACACAGCCCAAUUGCCAACCCCUUUCAAAACCCAAUAUCAUCUCUCUCUCUCUCUCUCUCUCUCUCUCUCUCUCUCUCUCUCUGGUGCAACAUGAAGAGCACUACAAGCUCCCCCAACAUUUUCAUCCGAUGCAUCAAGGCUCCGAUCCGAGUACUUAGCAAGGCCCGCGAUUUCUACGUUGAAAGUUUGACGAAUUGCGCAGGUAGGGCCCACUAUGGGGGUGGUGCAAGAUCUCUGCCCAAGAGCUUCAGUGUAAGUUCGUCGCGUGCGAGCGAGGACGAAGACAUUCGGGCCCUCAUGCGGGCCCUUUCCCAGAAAUCUCAAGGCGAGACCCCGGUCGGGUCCUUCGGAUCCAAGGGCUUGCCCAAGAGUUUCAGCGUCGCCAUCAGUAGGAUCGACGAAGAUGAGCCGUGCGAUUUCAAGGACGACAUCAAGGUCAAUUCCGACUUGCUGUAUCCAAGGAGCAGGAGUUACGCUGUCACCAAUAGAAGGACUGGGAUGCUUUCUUAGAUUGUUGCGAUGAACCUAUCUCUGUUCGUCGCCAAUCUAAGGUGCCUAUGGCUGUGUUCUUGGGGAAUCUAGACCGUUGAAGCUACUUCCAUGGGAAUCAAUCAGACGGAGAAAAAAAUAGGGUCUAUGUCCGUUUCAAGUGCAUUAAUUGGCCAGCAGGUAUUCUCCAAUUGGUGUAUUUUUAUUUUUAUUUUCGUACCUGAGACAAUCUAUGGUAGCGGACGCCAGAUGGACGGUUCAGAUUCAACAGACAUGCAAUCAAGCGUUUAUUGGAAUGGCAACGAACCAAGACCGGUUAAUCGCGCAAUGAACAUGAGAGCCAGCGUAGAAAAGGAGGAACUUCUCUCCUUCUGUUCCUUUUGUAAAUGAGUUGAAAGUUUUUCAUUUUCUAUCGCAAGUUGUUUGCUUUCUUAGGAUGCUUGUUUUUGGAUAAUGGAAUUUAAGAAAUUCUUAAAAUCA
Magnolia sinica is the source of this 1188-nucleotide messenger RNA. RefSeq lists its product as uncharacterized. Bases 310 to 729 code for a protein of 139 amino acids. The transcript has a single exon. NCBI's taxonomy places the organism in Eukaryota, Viridiplantae, Streptophyta, Magnoliopsida, Magnoliales, Magnoliaceae. The record is from RefSeq and is a predicted model, not a curated record.